ACUUUAUCUGUGGCUUGCGACACAACGCUGAAAUUUUUAUUUACAUUGACUUUCAAAGGGCUAAAUUGCAUGGAUUGAAUUUUUAUGAAUCUGAAAAUAAUGUGAUAUUAUGCCCUGGCAACUCUAAUGGUAUCAUAGAACCUCAGUAUUUUCUGCGAGUUGAAGACAGAAACGGAAAAGUUAUUUUUUCAUAUCAAAAGAAAUUAACAAAAUCUUUACAAAUUCACUAGAUCAGAGACUUACUAUCAUUUACAUCAUGAGCUUUCAGUGUGAAGUUUGUGGUAUAAAUCUAGUUGAUAAGAACACAUAUGAAGGUCAUAUCAAGGGAAAAAAACACAUGAGACAAGUUUUGAAAUUGGAUAUGAAAGAUAGAACAGAGAAAUCAAUAUUCGUAUCAAAUAUUCCACAAUCUGUCUCACCAGAAGAAGUACAGAAUUUUUUCCAACAGUAUGGCACGAUAAGAAAAUGUAUUAUUAGACAGUGGCAUAUGAUAAUUGAAUUUACUACCAGAGAGCCUGUUGAAUUCUUAUUAAGCAAACCAAUCUGGAUGAACAAGUGUAAGCUGAAUAUUCAACGCAAAAUAUUACAUGAUAAUGGACCAAAGCCCAAGGACGCUGAAGAUAACGAGUAUAUCGACGAAUUGGCUUAUCACAAAAUUAGCAGCAUAUUUGACAUAGAAACAACAUUUGACAGUCAAUUGAUUGCAUUUCUCAAUAAAAUUCAAUUGAGUGACGUUGAUGCUGAAACUUUAUACGGAGCAAUUUGUGCAAGUCUUGAGCAGAUGUUCAAAACACAAUUCUACAAGUGCAAAGCUUAUAGGUUUGGAUCAACUGUAACUGGACUUGGUUUCAAAAAGUGUGAUUUAGAUGUAUUCAUUGAUAUUGGCCGAAACAUAAGCGAGAAUAAAGACUCAAAACUAACGCAAAAAACAGUUUUCAAAAUAGCAAAGAGUCUCCUAUAUAGAAACAAAGUAAUUUUUACAAACAUAGUGCCAAUACCCAAGGCGAAGACACCUAUUAUAAAAUGUUCUCAUAUACCAACGAAUAUUUCGUGUGACAUUUCAUUUAAGAAUGAUCUUGCUAUACACAAUAGUUAUCUUAUAAAACAUUAUCUAUCUCUUGACGAUAGAUUGAAACCAUUGAUGUUAAUUAUCAAAUAUUGGGCAAGACACCUGGAAAUAUCCGGCUCGGGUAAAAUAAGUAAUUAUGGUUUGGUCAUGUUAAUUAUAUUCUACCUGGAGCAACCACCCAUGAAUAUAAUCCCAACUGUGACGGAACUUCAAAAAUCAUGUGAGCCCCAAAUAGUCGAGGGUUGGCAAGUGAAUUUCGAGAAGAGUAAUACUUGGCCGCAGACGAGCAAUAAGAAAAGUAUACCUGAACUUCUCAACGGAUUCUUUAACUUUUACCUUGCAUUUGAUUUUCAAAAAAAUGUCGUCUGUCCAUUAGACGGAAUAGCGCACGAUAAAACUAUCUUCGCAGAUAUAACAAACAUACCAAAGGCCAUGUCAUUGUACGUCAAGUUCCUAAAUGAAACCGAUGGUACUGCAGUAUUCCGCAAUGAUAGACCUAUGUGUCUGCAAGAUCCCAUAGAAUUAACUCAUAACGUCACAGGAAAUGUACCCCAACGCAUUGUUGAACAUUUUCAAAAAACAUGCGCCGUUGCAGCUAACGUAUGCGCUACAGCGAUAAAGGAUGAUUGCAAGAAUCUCUUACCAAUGUUAUUUACGGCUAAUUACACUGUGAAGAAGGAACGUGAAUAUAGAAUAACAAUACCUUGUGGACCAUUCCUGCAUAUAGGUUUGCCAGAAGAUUUUAAUACACGAACAGACAUUGAGGACAGGGCACAAUUUAUCAGAGAAAAUUGGUACAGUGUUAUAUUUAACUUACUGAAGGAUAUUUUUGAGAAGAUUCUCAAAUUCAAAGUAGAAUUAAUAUCACAAGAUAGGGAACUGAAACAGCAGAAGGUUAAAGUCUUGUCAGAUGUGCAUUCGAAGGAUAAUGAUAAAAUUAUUUUUCAUUGCACUGGAAACAUGUGCCUCUGGCGACAGAGAAUAUGCUCCAAGCAAAUCUUGGAUCCAAGCUUGAGUGCUUUGGAUAAGGAGAUUCUAGCAACUACGGCAAUGCUUGAGAAGUUAGACACUAUUCACGUAAAGAAUAAAGAAAGAAUCGAGUUUGUGUGCAUAUUUGAAAAAAAGGUGAACCCUGUACAGAUAGAGUUAUUAGUCAUUAAUGAUAAGUGUAGCAAAAAGGUUUUUCGAGAAUUGACAACUUAUAUUAUCCAUAAAGUUCGUGUUAUUAUAAAUAAGACGCUCAUGCACAUGUUGCAGUUCAAAAAACAAUAGUUAUUGUAAAAGAUCAGAAAAAGAGCUUUACUUUGAUAUGUUACUGGGUGGAUAAGUAAUUGUUUGUUUUUGUUUGAAGACGUGUAUCCUUUUAUUUUCUUAUUGUUGCUAACAUAUACUUCAAUAGAUUUUAUUUUUCUUACGAUUCUUUUUGCUUAAAGAAACUGUUUUCGAAAAAUAAUUUAAUAAAAUAACUAUUGACAAUAACUUUUGUAGUCUUAUACGCAGUAAUUACUUAUAAUACAUGUAAUAAUGUAUAUGAUCAUAAACUCAUCUAUAUUUCAUUCUUUAAAACCGACAUAGUGAUCUUUUUACAAACUAAACAAUCAAUGUAAUUACGUGUUUAAUAAGUAAAGGAUAAGUAAAACAAUUUUCAAUAUGAAAUCUAAUGGUUAAUAUAUUUGAAAAAUCGUCCAUUGCCUAGUGACUUCAAAUAAAAGUACAGAUACAAAAAGCGAUUAUGUAAUUUUUGCAUUGAAACUUUAGAAUAUAAGUUUAUUAACUAUUAAAUA
Molecule: messenger RNA, 2853 nt
Organism: Cephus cinctus (wheat stem sawfly)
Lineage: Eukaryota; Metazoa; Arthropoda; Insecta; Hymenoptera; Cephidae
Product: speckle targeted PIP5K1A-regulated poly(A) polymerase
Exons: 4
Coding region: 257-2341 (694 amino acids)
Molecular function (GO): RNA uridylyltransferase activity; RNA binding
Source: RefSeq, a predicted model, not a curated record